AUGACGCGAUCGCUGGGCGGGUGUGCCGCCCACAGUCAUGUUCAGUCUCGUAGUCCACUCCGCGCGGUCCGCCUGUCGUUUCCCAAUAAAAAGUUUAUAUACAAACUAAGUAUACAAGCACGCCUAACAAUCUGGGAACGACAAAUAAAAAAAUUGUGCGUUUCAAACUCUUUGGUGGAAACAGUGUUAAGGAUAUUACAGCAGCCUUCUUUGACCUCUCAAGCUCCACCAAAUCGACCUACACUGGGCGAAAGACCGCGGACAUCGAGAUUUCCCGAACAACACGAGUCGGUGGUAUCCCAAAAUGGCGUCCACCGACAGUACGACCUCCAGCCAAAUAACCGUGGCAGCAGAUGA
Leptosia nina is the source of this 357-nucleotide messenger RNA. NCBI's taxonomy places the organism in Eukaryota, Metazoa, Arthropoda, Insecta, Lepidoptera, Pieridae. The record is from the annotation of a GenBank genome assembly.